Molecule: messenger RNA, 538 nt
Organism: Frankliniella occidentalis (western flower thrips)
Lineage: Eukaryota; Metazoa; Arthropoda; Insecta; Thysanoptera; Thripidae
Product: lipase 1-like
Exons: 4
Coding region: 7-525 (172 amino acids)
Source: RefSeq, a predicted model, not a curated record
GCGCCAAUGAGGCUGGAGAACCCCUUCACGCGGAGACCUUACCCGGACCUGUGCUUCCCCAACGGCAGCUACAACAUGUCUGCGGCAUGCUGGAAGUUUGUCACCGACGCGCAGGGUCCGUUCCACUCGGUCAAGAACAAUACUUACAUGCCUAUCCUCAUGCGGCACUACCCGGGCGGGUCGUCCAUCGGACAGCUGGUCCACUUCGGACAGCUCAUCAUACGCGGUGACGGCUUUUACAAAUACGAUUACGGCGUGGAGAGGAAUUUGGAGUUGUAUGGCACCGUCUACCCGCCGGCCUACAACCUGACCAACGUGCAGUCUCCCAUGUUCAUAUUCUACUGCAAAAACGACUACCAGGCUCACUACAAGGAUGUGAAGAAGCUGGCAGCUGACCUCCCAGGGCUGGCUGGGAUCUUUUUGACGCCCGCUGAGACGUUCAACCAUCUGGACAUCAUGUACGAAGAGGCUGCGGCUGAUUUGGUGUACAGAAGACUGAUUGACCAAAUGACGAAAUAUAGAUAGCUCAUGAAAAUAA